GUCGGAGCGAGCCAAGGGAGCCAUGUCGGGCAGCAGGAUCCGGUGAGCCUCAGGGCAAAGCAAGAGCAAGCGCUGGUGAGAGUCUUGGAAGUUGGAGGCAGGAGCGGCGACUCGGCGACCGCUGUUGUUGAGCGUCAGCGGACUGGUGAUUGGCUGAAACCGCAAAAGAUUUUUGCAAAGAGAAGCAGCAACCGCCACUGGCAGCUGUGUACAUAAAGAGAUAAGUGUGGAAUCCAAGAUAAUAACCAUUCCUAUCUUCUUUUCAAUACCUUUGAUUUAUUUCGUUUGAUAUUGUUGGCGGUGUGAUAGCAGCAGAAGCGUCGAAAUCAACAAAGGAUCUGACGUACGAGCGGCCGCCCCCACCUAACGGAGACCAAAAUCCCAACUUCGACUUUUUUCCUCUCCUCGCCCAACACCACCCUCCCUUUGAAAAUCAUACUUAGCAGCAUCCAACAUGGUUUCUGCAUCCAAAGCCGCCCGUGACGCAAAGCGCGCCGAGACCGGCAAGGCUCCCAAGAAGACUCUUGCUCAGAAGAAGGCCGAGAAGUCGGGCACCAGCACCCCUCUGAUCGAUGCCGACGGCCAGGAGCUCGACGCCGAAGGUGUCAAGGCCAUGGAGAGAAUCAAGAAGCUUGAACUCCAGGAGGACGACGACGGUAUCUCGGACAGAGUCACAACUGGUGUUCUUGCAUCGCAGGAGGCCAGCAGAGACGUCAAGAUCACCUCCGCCUCGCUCGUCUUCCACGGAAAGGUCCUGUUCAACGACACCACCAUCGAAGUCAACUACGGCCGUCGUUACGGUCUGUUGGGUGAGAACGGUUGCGGAAAGUCGACCCUUCUCAAGGCCAUCAACGCCCGCGAAUUCCCCUUCCCCGACCACAUCGACAUCUACCUUCUGAACGAGGGUGCUCCUCUCACCGACCUUGGCGCCCUUGAGUGGGUCGUCAGACAGGCCGAGGAGGAACUCGCCCGUCUCGAGAAGCUCGUCGAGACCAUCCUCGAGGAGCACGGUCCCGAGGACCCCAGACUUGAGGAGAUCUACGAGCGCAUGGACGGCAUGGACCCCUCCACCUUCCAGACUCGUGCAUCCCUCAUCCUGACUGGUCUCGGUUUCAACAAGAAGACCAUCCACAAGAAGACCAGAGACAUGUCUGGUGGUUGGCGUAUGCGUGUCGCCUUGGCCAAGGCUCUCUUCGUCAAGCCCUCGCUCUUGUUGCUCGACGACCCCACUGCCCAUUUGGAUCUCGAGGCCUGUGUGUGGCUCGAGGAGUACAUGAAGAAGUGGGACCGCACCCUCAUCCUCGUCUCUCACUCUAUGGAUUUCUUGAACGGUGUCUGCACAACCAUGAUCGACAUGCGUCAGAAGCAACUUCUCUACUACGGAGGUAACUACGACUCAUACGCCAAGACCAGAACCGAGCAGGAGGUCAACCAGCAGAAGGCAUACGAGAAGCAGCAGGACGAAAUCAAGCACAUCAAGAAGUUCAUCGCUUCCGCCGGUACCUACGCCAACUUGGUGCGUCAGGCCAAGUCGCGCCAGAAGAUUCUCGACAAGAUGGAGGCCGAUGGCUUCAUCCAGCCCGUCCACCAGGACAGAGUCUUCUCCUUCCGCUUCGCCGAUGUCGAGAAGCUCCCUCCUCCCGUCCUGUCGCUCGACGACGUCACCUUCUCCUACUCUGGCAACACCGAGGACAACCUGUACGAGCACCUCGACUUCGGUGUCGACAUGGACUCGCGUACCGCCCUUGUCGGCCCCAACGGUGUUGGCAAGUCUACUCUCCUCAACAUCUUCACUGGCAAGCUCAGACCCACCAGCGGUGUUGUCUCUCGUCACACCCACUUGAAGCUCGGUGUCUACUCGCAGCACUCUGCUGAGCAGCUCAUCCUGACCAAGUCUUCCCUCGACUUCGUCCGCGACAAGUUCCCCCACGUUUCCCAGGAUCUCCAGUACUGGAGACAGCAGCUCGGCAAGUACGGUCUCACCGGUGAGGCCCAAACCGCCCUCAUGGGUACCCUUUCCGAAGGACAGAAGAGCAGAAUCGUCUUCGCUCUCUUGGCCAUUGAGUCGCCCAACAUGAUCUUGUUGGACGAGCCUACCAACGGUCUCGAUAUCCCCACCAUUGACUCGCUUGCCGAUGCCAUCAACGCCUUCUCCGGUGGUGUCGUCGUCGUUUCUCACGACUUCAGACUCCUCGACAAGAUUGCCAAGGACAUCAUGGUCUGCGAGCACAAGACCGUUAGACGAUGGGAGGGCAGCAUCGGCGAGUACAAGAACUACUUGCGCAAGAAGAUGUUGGCCAGCAACUCUGUCUAAGGUGGUGCAUGACAGUUUUUCUCUACGAUCAAAAAGAAAGAUACCCGACCCGGUGUUGGUUUACCUCGUCACGAAUGUUUUGAUGCCAAAGAUAUGGGGAAGACUGAUGAGGUGGUGGGAAAGGGGGAUUAUACGGACUCGCAACAUAGAGUGUGUUUGUCAUGGACAUCUUUGUCCGUCGGGCCUUUUUUUCCUGCCGAAAAAGCAUAGAAGAUUGUUUACUACAUCCCGUCAAGGCUUCCUAGUGGGCAUUUUUCAAGGCGUGGAUCUAGUUAUAGAAACAAUGGAUAGGCGU
Aureobasidium pullulans EXF-150 is the source of this 2609-nucleotide messenger RNA. RefSeq lists its product as uncharacterized. Gene Ontology annotation, molecular function: ATP binding; ATP hydrolysis activity. Lineage: Eukaryota; Fungi; Ascomycota; Dothideomycetes; Dothideales; Saccotheciaceae. The coding region runs from base 455 to 2314 and encodes 619 amino acids. The record is from RefSeq and is a predicted model, not a curated record. The transcript is spliced from 3 exons.